Molecule: messenger RNA, 18079 nt
Organism: Bacillus rossius redtenbacheri
Lineage: Eukaryota; Metazoa; Arthropoda; Insecta; Phasmatodea; Bacillidae
Product: sex determination protein fruitless-like
Exons: 5
Coding region: 294-1463 (389 amino acids)
Biological process (GO): regulation of transcription by RNA polymerase II
Cellular component (GO): nucleus
Molecular function (GO): protein binding
Source: RefSeq, a predicted model, not a curated record
UUAAAUUUAAGCAUCAAUAAUUACAGUACAAGUUGUGAAGGUUUUUUAAUUCGACAAUAUUGUUACUGUUAAAAAUAUCAAGAAAAGAAAUUAUUUUAUUCCGUUAAAUGGAAUUUAUAUCAAGAAAAAACAAUAACACUAACUCACAAAAGUUAAUUUUUGUACAAAUAUCAAUAUUUUGUCAUAAAAAUGAAUUAGUAUGGUCGCAGUGGUUUUGUUAAGAGUCAGUUGGUAAUGUGAUAGCAAAAAAUUGCGAAAAGGUUACGGCCGACUUGUCCGUAGAAAUAGGCCUAAUGGAUCAGCAGUUCUGUCUACGCUGGAACAACCAUCCAAACAACCUGACAGAUGUACUUAGUAACUUACUGCAACGAGAAGCAUUGGUUGAUGUUACCUUGGCUUGUGAUGGUGAAACGUUCAAAGCACACCAGACCAUACUUUCUGCGUGUAGUCCAUAUUUCGAAACCAUAUUUCUCCAAAAUACUCACCCUCAUCCUAUUAUAUUUCUCAGAGAUGUUAAUUAUACUGAAAUGAAGUCCUUGUUGCAAUUCAUGUAUAAGGGCGAAGUAAAUGUCAGUCAGAAUUUACUUCCAAUGUUCUUAAAAACUGCGGAAUCACUUCAGAUUCGUGGACUUACUGACAAUGCAGUUAGAAAACGUGAAGAACCACUUACCCAUGUUUCUGAAUCUCCUGUCCGAACUGGUGAACACCGUAGUGGAACAAACAGUCCAAUGCCUGUGCCAGAAAAAAGAAAACGAAAGACUUCUGGUAGUUGUGAUGCUUCUGCAACUGGUGCAGCAAGUGAACGUUUAAUUACUGAUUCCCAGGCAUCAUCACACAGUAGCGGUUUCAAAUUUAGCUCAGCCCCACCCGCUUUGCCCAAGCUGAACCCCAUCACAAGUCCGGACGUGGAGGAGGUCGACAUAGCUUCGUCCCCGCCUCUGUCGAUCAAACAGGAGAUGGAGACGAGCCAUUCAGAGUACAAGGACCUCGACGCCAGCCACUCGGAGUACAAAGACGCCUUUGCCGGCCUAUCGGAGACCAUGCCGCUGCCGUCGACGGGAUCGCUGGGCCGCUUCCAUCAGAACAACCUCAACGCAAUGGACGCCUCCCUUGAUCCGGGAGACCAGGACCAAGGCCCCGCCUCCCAGGACACCUUGGACGGACUUGAUGGCUCAAAAGCAUGGCACAUGAGGCUAACAUUUGACAAGCUGCCUGGGUUCUCCAAUUUGCAUCGAUGCAAGCUUUGCGGCAAAGUCGUUACGCACAUUCGCAACCACUAUCACGUACACUUCCCCGGGCGUUUCGAGUGCCCGCUCUGUCGAGCCACCUACACCCGCAGCGACAACCUCCGCACCCACUGUCGUUUCAAACACCCGCUCUUCAACCCCUACACCAGAAAGUUCGACUCAGAGUCCCUGGACCUGAAAACGGUUUCUCUGAACAACAACGAAAAGACCUCAUGAUCGUCAGCUGAAUACUUAAACCACUACUUGUGGUCCUUGAUGGUGUCAAGGUUCAUGUUUUACUCCGGUUUGUGCAACCAGUACAAUUAGUUCGUCUCGCUGUCCAAGUAGGUUCAUCAUUUUAAAAUUAACCAAAUCAGCAACGUGUUUGAGUUAUGUGUACGUAUUUUCCUUUUGAUUUAAUUGUACUAUGAGCUUAACAUUAAGACUUAACAUUUCUUCGGGUGCAUAUUACUGUAUAGAUGAUGCCUUAUUGUAAACAUUUGGAAAAAGACAUACAGUGCAAUCAACUAGCUAGAUUUUGCAUAUCAUACUAGUUGAGAAGUUUGGUUAUUUUCAAAUUAAAAAAAAAAGAUCUUUAGAACAAUUUCUUACAUUGGUUAUGUAUGCUAAAUUUUUUUGCAACAUUAAUAUUGUUAGAUUUUGUAAAAGAUGAAAUCACUUAAUUUGUUUAUCUGUUUAGUAUGUAUGUAUUCGAAAACUUUUUUUAUUUAUUGGUACCAAAUAUUUAUAUAUUCUUUAUAUGUUUAUGAUAAUAGUCUUACCAAAGUGGUACAUUUUGAAAACAAAAACAGAAGUUAUUUUAAUUGUUUGUUGUACGCUUGUAUAUAACUCGCAGGCCGAGAGUUAGUUGAUGUUGAAUGAAGAUGGAAGGCAUUUUACUGCCUUUCAUGAAACAAUUGAUAAGAUUUUUAUAGUUUGUUAUAUUUGUAAGAUUUAUGUGGAAAUUUUAAGUAUGGGUGUGAAUGAUAAUUUUAUUGUUUAGGGUUGUGAAGUUAGUUGGGCACAUCUGUUUGUAACAUAUUCACAUCGUAGUAUCUUAAACAGUGCAUUUUUGGCCGCUAUUAUAAUUUCUUCUUAUUCGGUUGUUGGUGAUGGACGGACAUAUUUCAGGUUAAAUCUUCUUGAAACAAUAUUUGCUAAGCAAGCUUUAAAUGAUUUUGGUGCAUUUAUGGAUGGAAACCUUUCUAAAAAGUUCACUCAAAAGUUAAGGUUAAAAAAAAAUUACUGGAUAUCUUUGAGUAAAACAUUUUUACAAAAAAGACAUUUUUUAACGAAAAACUCGGUUUAAUUUCAUGACUGCUUUGCAAUGUGCAUUACUUAAACUUAUUAAAGAUAUUUGAGUCUGGCUAAAAAAUGAAUAUAUAAAUACGUAUACAAAGUAGCGUGAAAAAUUUUGUAAAAUUAAAUUAUACGAAUUAAAAGGGAAUGUAAUUAUGAAGUCAUGUUGGUGGUUAUAACUGUGAUAAGAGUAGUUUUUCUGAUUACAGUAUAAUUUUUUUACAAUGCUUUUAAAUUGUGUCUAAUCAAUUUCUCAUAAUUUACUAAGGUUUCGGGAGAGCUGAAAAAUGCUCAUCAUUUUCCCUUGUAGAAUGUAUUCUGUUUGCCGGUAUUACAAAUCAGUAUUUGUGUAGAAUAUGAUUUCAACAGUUCUGUGCAACUUCCAAAAAAAAAAACCUUUCAAAUCAUCUAUGUUAAAUGUGAAAAAAGUACAAUAUUUAGUAUUUCAUCUGUUUUGUUGUAAUGAAAUUUACUGCACUUUUCAUUUGCAGAUACUGUUCUGUUGAUUUUGCUGUUAUUUUUCUAGUCUUUUUAUAGUGUUUUUCAUUUGUUUACAACAAUCUUAUUAUCUUUGUAUAUCAAAGUUUUGAUACUGUCUAUGUCAUGAUUGUACAGAAAAAAAAGUGUUGUUAUUUGUACAUAAGUUUUACUUUAUAAACAGUGCGACAAAUUUGCACCAAGAGACAUCAGGAAAAAGUAUUAUACUUUCUAGCUUAGAGGUAGUGAUCUUGCAUUCUACACUUCAUUUUCCAGAUGAAGAAAUAUUUUGGCUGGUGAACAAAAAAGUGCAGUGACUUUAAGACUAUGUUUAUUAAAACUUUGACUAGACUUUCUGGACAGUUCAAAACUGGUGGUCAGAUUGCGAUGAACCGGCCAAAGAAUCACUACCUCUAUCCCAAUCCUGGUAAUUUUCACUGUUCAGUCUUAUGAGAGUAUUUUUUCAACCAUACCAUCUGGAUCUGAGUGGAAGAAUGCCCAGCAGCUGUUUUUAAGUAGGCAGGAUAUAUCUGUAGUCAUGUAAUAGACUGUACGUAUUGCACACAAAGGAAAAUUGGCUGUGAAUUCUAGCUUUUAUGUAGAAUUCGCCAGUUGCAAACCUCUAUUUUUACUUGUCAGAUUUGAGUAUCGUGUAAAUGUUUUAAAAUCUUUGUAAUUUGGCUUAGUGUAAGGUAAAGUCUGUACAACUUCCAUAAUGUGUUUUAAACAAGUACAGAUGCAGUUAAUGAAAUUACUUGUAGUGUUCUAGGAUUUAAAAAAAAUAUAUUAUUGUUAAUACAAUAUAAUAUUCAAAUUGGUUUUAUUUAAUGUAUAUAAGAUAAGGGUGUAUUAAUUAAUUUUAUCAGCAUUUAUUUUCACUUAAGCUCUAAUUUAUUUUUAUACUAAAUUUAAUAUAUGCUGUCAUAUAUUAAUACAUAGUUUGGUGCUUAGUGUUGUUCUACUUACUUUAAAAAUAUAGAAGUUGAUAUUGUAUGUGGUUAGAGGUUUUUAUUUGGUUUAUUGUGUUGUUUACAUGUUAUGUUGUAACAAAUUUUGGAGUAAUGAUUUUAAUACUUAUUGUUUUCUAAGGUUUGGCAAAUUAUUUAUGUAUUACAAUAUAUAUGUAUUUAAUGUAGAUAUGGUUGAAUUAUUUUGAGUGCAUUAUCAGGGUUUAUAAAAAUUAAGAUAUUAGGAUAUUACUAUUGAGUGUGUUUUAAACAUGUUGCUGUUGAAAGUUUUUUAAAUAUAAAAUUUGUGAUGUGGUAAGUGGAUUAAAUGUUCAGCAUAUCAUAGGUGAAGCUACAGGAGCCAUUGUGGAUGGUACUCCCCUUAGAGCAACUGGAGAUCAGAUGACAUUAAUAUUUUUCAACUUACAAUAUUAGGGGUGUGCUUUACAACUUUUGUUAAGGUUUCUUUUAGCUUGUAACAAGACUAUAACUUUGCAAAAACAUUAUAUUUCAACACGUGUAGUAAUGCAUCAAGCUUUACAGAGAGAGCAUGUAGAGAAAGGCCCAGCUGAUAUGUUGAUCUAGUCAGUAUGAACAUGAAUGACACUUAGGAACUUAGGUGGUUAGAUAGCCAGUGUGAGUGUUACUGAAAAACUCCAAAGGUGAAAAGGUGAAAUGACAUGUAGCGGUAAAUAUGAGGCAGUUCUAUGCCAAAAGACCUAAUAUUUUGUGCUAGGGAUUCCACUAUCUUGUUGUACUUGCAUCCCACUGCUCUGAUGCUGUAAGUCUGUCGUCUGUCCAGAAAGCAUUAUAUGUGUUUGGAUUAUUUUGAAAUUGAAUUUUGUGUAAGGCAUAGCACAUAUGUAGAACAGGUUAAAUUAGACAAGAAAGAAUAAUUCAUUGCUGUUUCAACACAAGUGGUAGGCUGAGCAUGUAAAAUACUCUGGAUCAACGUAGUUAUGUAGCUGUAACUUCAGUUAACAUACCUUGCACUCGCUUUUCAAGAUAUCUGACAGGUGAAGCCACACAUUACUGACGUAGGAGUUAAGUGCUGCCAAGUACUCCCGUAUGGAAGUGUCGACCAUGUAUGUAUCUCCUACCGAGUUCUGCUGUGAAGACACUGCUACAUAAAUUAAAUGUACUUACUGCUUAUUAAUUAGUUUAUUUAUAUAUAUGAUUCAUUCCCAAAUACAGCUUGGUUUUAUUUCAUUAUAAAGUUUUUAAAACUACACGCAGAUGAUACAAAACAUUCAGCAUCUGCUGUGAACGCCAUAGCCUAUAAAAUUGUUGUCCAAAUGAAUUUAUGUUAUAAUUGUAAAAUGUUAAAACUUUUAACAUUACUGUACACUCUUCUCAAUAACAGUUUCGAUGACUGUGCCUAUACACAAGAAACGCUUGCAUUCUCUAAAGUUUAAUAUUAAGAUUCUAGUUUGGAUCUACAGUGUUAUACAGUGUUAUACAGCAAGGCAGUGGAAUCUACAUUGUAAAAUUAAAUGUUUAUACUUCAUUGUUAUUUUUUUAUUUAAGAAAAAAAAUUAAGUAUAAAAAUAGUUUUUUCAAAAUUUGUUUUUAAUAUUUCAAAUUUAUUUCAAGUUAUUAAUUUCAGUAAAUUAUAAUAAAUAAUAAAAAAAUAUAUAACUUUUAAUAAAUAAAAAUUUUAUUUUAAGGAAAUUCUCGAAGACAUCACAUAGAAUGAGAACACCCAAAUUCAAGCUAGGGGAGUUUUUUCUUCUUUUCUUUCAAGAAGCGGUUAGGGAAUGUGUCAAAAGAUAAGUUCGAUCAGGGUUUUUCCAGUCUAGGUAUGUAGUGUACAAACAGUCCACAAUGGCAUACAGCCGUUCUGCAAGUGUGAUGUAUAUGUUGAAAGUUGCACUUUGCUUCCUAGAUCAUUGUUCCAUCGGCCAACACAACUGCGAUCCACGCGUGUCCUCCCGCUUUCGCGCCGUAGCAAGAGCCACUUGAAACAUUGAAACAAUAAUCUGCAGUAACUUUUUCAUACUUUUUAGUGUACAGCGGUGUUAUUCUCCUCACAAUGCACAGUGUGUUUUAGUUUGACAGCGAUAGUGUGGAAUGUGGCUGAUUCUUAUCCAGGAGUUUUUUUUUACUUGUAAAGCCAUGUCUCAGCCUAUAGUGGGGUCUCCAGGUAAGGCAGACACGUACUCAGAAAUAAUUGUGGAAUUUUACAUGUUUUGAGGUCUAGCCUGCAAGCUAUGAGAACUUUUAACAUUAUGUUGUUAGUGUGGCCCUUGUAAAUAAUAGUCGUGGUUUAUACUUCUCUAUAAAAGAAAAAUAGUUUUGAAAAUGAGUAUCAAAACCAAUCUUCACUGACUUGAUGAAUAAUUAAAUACAUGUCUAGCUUUGCCUAUGCAGCAUAUUGCACUGUUGUUAAAUUGUUCUCAUGUGCGCACACAUUCUAUUCAUGACCGUGUUUGCACCACAUUAAAGAUACAUUUAAUAAUCAUUACUGUACAUUACCACCCCUAAAAAAACUAGUGUUAUUUCACAAAAUUGAAAAAAAAGAUCGUGCUUUUUUUCUAUAGAUUGUUUUAGUAAAAUGGUAGUAGGUUGAAUUCUUUUGGAAUUGUUAUAUUAUUACUAUAAGUUUUGGUGAAGUUUAAAGUAUGGAAAUGUGUGUAGUUAUGAACAACAUUUUUAACAUCUGCAUUUGUUGAUAAGUUUUCUGAGUGUACCUGAUACAGUUGGUUAUUUUUGUUGUCACAUCCACAAGUUCAGCCAGCCUUUUUUUUAUUGUUUCGUGUAAGUAAAAAUGUUAAUUUAUUUGAAGCUUCUAAUAAUUAUUGGCUUACUUAGACAUUUAAUUCAUAUUGUAAUGAGUAUACAUACCUAAUAUUUGAUACAGUUACAGGCAUAUAUAAAAAAAAAAUGAUGUGAAUUUUUGCAUAAUGCUGUCAUGUUUUGGUGUAAUUUACGUUGCAGCUUUAAGUCGUUCAUGAAUUACGUACUGUGAGCUAUCAAGAAACUAGCUAGGACUUGUGUAUGUGCAUUAUGUUUAUUCACUUGCUAUGUACUUUGCGUAAUUAAAGUUAACUGGCGUUCAGUGCAAUUAUAUAUGAAUGUGAGAGGAAUAUGUUUUAGUCGAUACACUUAAUAUCAUGUAAUUGGCCACUUAAUGAUGUGAUAACGUUGAUGUUGAGAUGGGUGCUGAUGUAGUGCAAUACUAGUAGAGUAACGAGAUAUUUUAAUAUUAUAUACUGUUGUGUUUCUUUUUAUAAGAAAGUAAAAUAAUUUAUAUAAAGUAGAAGAAAUGGAAUAUUGGUAAAUGUUUAAAUAAAUGUUUUUGAUAUCCAUGUUUAAGCUGUUUAUAAAUACUAUAUUAUACUAAAAAUACUGUGUAUUACAUAUUUGUAAAUAUUUAAAAAAAAUAUUGGCAUGUGUAUAAGUGAUAUUUUUUAAUAGCUGCAGGUGGGAAAUUAGAAUGUUUGCUUACAAAGAUAAAUUGGAACCAGGCAACAUUAAAAAAAAUUACUUAAAAUUUGAUUUUUAUUUAUUAAGUGACAUCAGUCUGUAACAUUCUACUUCGAGAAUUAUUUUUUCUGACUUGUUUCAUGUAAUUUCUUUUUUUUUCUGUAUUAAUUUUAUUUAAUUUUGAAAUCUUCAUAGUAAUGUAGGUUAACAUCCUUCAUAAGCUUCAAUAUUACUAUCAUUUUUUGCUAAUAAUACCAUUUAAAAUAUAAUUUUUAUUUGUUUGGAUAUUUAUCAGAAAAGUAAAUGUUAGGCUAAUGUCAUUAGAAGGUGGAACAACUAUGCAGAAUAAUUAUGCAGUGAAAUUCCAGUUUUCAAUUAAGUUUUUUAUUCUUAUAUUUUGUGAUAAAAUUGGUGUGCUUUAGUUUGUAAACUUACUUUCUCAGUUGAACAACACAAUUUUUCAGUUAAAAAAACCAUUAAUAAAAUACAUUGAAAUUUGCUUGUCCUGCAUGAAUAUGUUUUCAAAAUAAUUUUUAAUACAUUUUAAUUUUUCUGUAUUUUUAUUGUAUGGUUUGACAAUUAAUUAUUUUCCUGGAAUAGUUUUAAUUUGUGUUGAUCCAGAAUAUUCCAAAUAUUUUUAACAUCACAUAAUGUAAAUUAAUUGUGAGGUAUGAAUCGUGCAAACAUUUCUGAAUUUAGUUUGUGGGUAUAUUUUCCAUUAAGUUUUUGUUGUACAUGUAUUUGAUAUAACAGAAAAUAGUUAAUUACAAAUGUUACAAGGAAUUAUUAUUUUUUUUCCAAAUAUAUUUCAUAAAAUUAAAUUAGGGCAAUAGGCACUCCUCGAGGCAUGGAAUUUGUAUUUAUUCAUUUACCUAAGCACAUCCCUAAGUACGUAGUUGCUAUUGGCCAAUUUAAAGCCUGUGUUACAAUGCUUUUAGCAACAUUAAAAAAUGUAAUCUCAAUAUGUAAGUUUGUUUGUGUUGAUGUCACUUCAAACAUUUUUAACAAGGGACCAAAUGCUGGCAAGCAUAAAGCAACAACAGUGUUGUAUGGUUGAAUCCCCAUGUAAUGUUUGCAUUUGUAACUUUUCUUUAUUUAUGAGUUAUAGUGUGAUGAUAAUCCUUUCUUAAUUUUUUCAAUUUGUACAAAACAUAAAAUUGUGGGUAGUGGUUGGGGGUGGAGUAGGGAUUCUUAUUUAACAGAAUUUGAGAAUCAUGAUUUUUUUAUGUGUUCAGUGAAUGUACAAAUUUGUUUGACUGUUUCAGUUUGGGUUCCAUAAUGCUUGCAGUACAUAUUUAAAGAAAUGAAAAAAAAAGUCAUAUUUAUUAUUUACUUUUUUUUGUUUGCUUGAGAUGAUAUUACUUACUAUGCAGUUUUGCAUGCUGUUUUAGUUUUUGCAUACAGUGUACUUUAUGGUUAUUCAUUCUUAGAAUUUUAAUUUACUUGUUGUUGAACCUGUACCUGUUGUCAGAGUGUGCAUGAUUGGAAUGUGUGACUUGUCUUGGCAUGGACGCUCAUUUUCGUGCUGUUGUUUAUAUGGUGAAAAAAAUGGUGGAGGGGGGGUAUAUUUUGAACAAUUGGGCAUGAAUGCAGACAUGUAAUUCCAUGGCGAUUUGUGGCAUUCAGAGAGAUAACACUUAAAAAAAAAAACACAUUCGUAGCUUGUGUGCAAGUGAGAUUUCUUUAAAGAAAUUAUAUCUUUUAUUGUCCUAUUAGUUGACUUCCAAAAGUCAAGUCCUGUGCUUCAGCAGUAGUUUAUAAUUUAGAGAUUAUUUUUGUCAUAGAUUUCAUAAUAUAUUCUUCCUGUCACCCUAGGAGUCCGUGUGCAUUUGUAAUGUUUUGCCUAAAUUUAAUAAUACUUUGCUUUGUGGAUAUUCUUAAAUCAAUUUUUUUUCCUAUAAUGAUGUUUUAUCACAAAAUUUUAGAAAACAUUUUUGACUUAAUAACUUGAACUGAUAAUUGGCCAUUGUCUUAAGCUUGUGUUACAUAUACUUUUUUAAAACACACUGUCAUAUGCAGAGCUGUUACAACAGGGAGGAGAGGGUGCCCUAUUCCCCCUCCGCCGUAAAUAAAACCUGAAGUGAUGAAGUAUGUCUCCUCCCCCACCCCUUUUUUUAAUCCCAACAUUUAUAUUUACAUUAAUUAAAUAUUUUUCCACAAUUAACUUUUUAGGUUGUAAUGAAACACGUGUUCAUUAAAUGGCUGCUACUCGUGACAGUUUUUGAGCACAAAUUUUCAAAACGUUUGGAAGCGAGGGGAAAAAUGCACAGAACUGGCUUGUCUCACCCAACUCUACCCUCAUUCGUGCCCUUGGCAGCACACGCCCCUUCCCUGAUUAUUUUGUUUUGCGCUCCACACCCUACAGUGGAGGCGCGGGCGAGCAAAGUAAGUAGCUAUAAUAUACUUGGAAUUUCAAAACCAUUUACCAGUACCUUGCUAACACGAGUUUUAAUAUUAGUUUAGGCACAGCCUAUUAUGUAAAAUCCAAUUGUUUCCUGGUAAUUUCAAAUUUUUUCAUGAAGUGUGACAUGUAAGAAUGGAUGUAGGUAGUUUAAAAAUCUUCAAUUUUUUCUUAUUUCCCUUUAAAAAAUACUUCUCAGAUAUGUAUGAUCACUUUAUGCAUCAUUAAUGUAUAGUCAUGGGAUAUAUAAUUUCAGAAAUAUGUAAAUAAAACAACAAAACACAAAUCACCUCGUCCAUUAAGGAAAAAAAAUAAUUUUACGAGACUGUUGUUUGAUAAAUCCAUUGUAUCUUUGCAAACAUUUGCUAUAUCAAUCUCCACUUGAUAUCAAAAGAUAAAACAAUUUAUUUUCACCCCCUCUGGCCUAAAUCUCACUUGUGUUUAUAUUAGUCAUCGUACUACAGCCAACAAGUUUAUUUUAUUAGUUUUUGUGACGAUAAUCAAGCAUACACAGUCAAGCUAUGUGGGAAUCAGGAUACUUAGGUAGUUGCUCAAAAAUGUAUGUUAAAAAGCCAUUCCUUGAAGUGUUUGCUCAAGUCAGUAAAUCAGAAAAAUACAAUCAUUUUUCAGUAAAAAUCCAAUGAAUUUGGUAUACCAUGAGACUUGCUCUUUGAUUCGUUACACUGACGAUAAAACAAGCUGGGUGUGUUUAUUACAAGUUGAAGUGAAUCCAUUUGUGUGUGAUGGGUUGUAACUUCUGUACUGAGGAAAACUUUACACUUAACAAAUUUCAGUACAUUGUUAAGUACAAUGCAGUAAAUACUAGUACAGUACAGUCCAGGUAAUCUGAACUCUAGAAUCCUCGCUGUGUUUCUUUUCAGUCAAAAGUUUGUGUCUUCCCCUAGUUGUCCAAAAUAGCAUUAUAAUUUUGAAAUUUUACUGUAUUCAUUAGUUUCUGCCUCUAGGAUUGCUAUAACUACAAGUUGCGUGUUUUUGCUGUGGUAAUAGGUCUGAGUUCCUCACAUUGUCCUACAGCAAUAUAAGUUUUUUUCUGUACGACAACCUGCAUGAUUUGAUAACCCGCAAAUGUGACAUGCAAGAAGAUACAAGCCUAAAGGGUGUCUAAUGCUUUUUCACUAAAUUUUGCUAAGAUAUUUUGACCAACAAAAAAAAGUAUGUAAAAAGGUAAAUAUUUCAAUACGAAAAGUAAUAUAUCGGGAGAUUAGGUUUUGCUGGUGGUUUGUUUUUAGUUUAAUACUCAUUCCUAAUUUAGUUAAUGUUUGAAAACUAGUACAAUUUUUUUGGGAGUUACAGCUACCACCUAACAUUUGUAAUAAUACUCUUGAGGAUGAGCAUGGUAUUUGUGCAAUAUCCAUAGUUAAAAGAGGCCAUUUGUUUUCAAUUAAUCAUGCCCCUUCGUGUGAGGCAAGCAAAUGUAUUAUGUAUAUUUAUAAUUUAUUACAGUUGUCCCUCGAUAAUCCAACAGGUAAGGGACCAGGGGCGUGUCGGAUUACCGAAAAUGUUGUAUUAUCAAAGAUGUUUUUUUCUCAAUGCUUUUGAACACAAUGAAGUUAACAAAAAGUAUCAAACAGUAUAAGUACAUUUAAUUUAUUAAAACUAGGCUAUGAAAUGACGGUAUGUAUAAGUUUUUAAAAGAAAUACGGAAAGAAAGUAAAGUAAAAUGUACAGUACAUAUGUAAAAAAAAGUACAUACUACAUACUACAUACUACAUAUUUACACAUUAAAAAAGUCUGUGAUUUUCUUCUGCUUCAUCUUACGCAGGUAGUCCAUCAUUGCUUGUUCUUGAAUCCCUUUUAACAUCAAAAUGUUUGAUAAAUCUAACUCUCUCUCUCCUUGCACCAACGAAGCAAAGUUUUGGUUGCCGAUAACGCUUCAUCACAUCUGAUAGUGAAGUUUUUCUCGGGCACUGCCUCCUCGAUCACUUUGUCAUCUACUGUCGUGACUUCCUGGAUUAUUUCUGCGUCUGUCACAUCAGUAGCAAGGUUGUCUUCAAUAAUCCAUGUCUUGAACUCUUCAAUUGAUGCUGGCGCAAGUUCCACUUCGUUACAAAUUUCAAGUGCAGCAUCCAAAAUAGAUUCAGAAUCAUUGGAUGCAGAGUUGCAUGUUGCAAGAUGUGGGUUAUUAGGCCAAAUAUUCUUCCAAGAUUUUAUCAGGGUUGUGCUUUUUAGUUGCUGCCAAGCAAAUGCGGCAUUCAAAAUUGCAUCCUUAAUGUUGAAUUAUUUCAAAAUUGUUGCAAUGUCAUCAUUAGGUUGACUGACAACAUUCAUUAAAAGGCGCUUUUUGUAAUGUGCCUAGAGAGUCUUUAUGACGUUUUGGUCCAUUGGCUGGAUCAAAGCGGUCGUGUUGGCAAGUACAUUACCUCAAUGUACCCAUUGGCAGUUUUAACUUUUAAUUCAUCCUUGUCAGGGUGUCCGGGUGUGUUUUCAAGCAACAGAAGGGCUUUCACUGGUAACUUCUUAUUUUUUAAAUCUUGCUUAACUUGUGGGACAAAGCUGUUAGUGUACCAAUCAUGAAAAACUUCUUUGGUGACCCAUGCACGGCUUUGAGCCAUGUAGGUUACUGGUAGAGAUUCGACCUUUACUUUUUUCAACGUACGUGGUUUUUUUGAUUUACCAACAACAAGCAGUUUUAACUUAUGAGUUCCUGACGCAUUCGCACAUACCAUCAGGGUGAUUCGUUCUUUUUGUAAUUUUCUCCCAGAAAAUUUUUUUCCCUCUUCAGUAACAAAUGUUUUUGUUGGUAGCUGACGCUAAUUUAAGCCGGUUUCAUCGACAUUAUAAAUUUGUUCAGGAACUAGGCCAAGUUCAUUGAUUUUUACGUCCAACUUUCCGAUGAAUUCCUGGAUUUCAGACUCGUUAGCGGACACUUUUUCGCCACUCAUCUGCAUAAAUCUUAUACCAUGACGUUUCUUUAAGUUUUCAAACCACCCGUGACUAGCGCGAAAGUCAGUUUUCUUUGUUAUUACUUGGUAAAAAAGCUGGGCUUUUUGUUUCAAAAUGUCUCCUGAAAUAGGUGCAUUCCGGUUCCGUUGCUGUUUGAACCAAAUAAAAAGAGCGUCAUCGACCUUGGGCGGGUAACUCGCUAGUUCUAAGAGUUUUUCUGUUCAUGGGUUCAUCUUCAACAGACUUCAUGAAUUUUUCAAUUUUUUCCCUAUUUUUCACAAUAUCGUAGACAGAACGUCGUCCAAUGUCAUACACUUUAGAUAUUGCACUCGGAGUUUCUCCACGAUCUAUUCGUUUAAUAAUUUCCCAUUUUUCAGAUAAAUUUAAUGUAUUAUGUUUACGUUUCACACUUGUGCUUGCCAUUUCUAAACUGUCACUACACGCACAAUGCAAACAGUAAAUACAGUCAGCAGUAGUAAUACUGAACGUCCGAUCUACACUUCAACUGCGCACUUACUGAUCUGUCCCCGCGAAAUAAGUGUACAGAGCGGAAGGGGGGGGGGGAGAUUCAUGUCGCUGCAGGCUUGUAUUGUUUCCACAAUAAACAGCUGGUAAAAUUGCUGGCGGCGUGUAGGACUACUGAGUACGUUGGAUUAAAAAGUGUCGGAUUAUCGAGGGACAACUGUACUUACAUCACAAAAACCAUUAUUUUUUACAUUUUUCAUUAUUGUUUUCCCAACAUCGUACAGUUAUUCUCUUUCAGUUAGUCACAUUUCACGGCAUAUGUUCAGUUCACAAUUUAACUUUUUUUUUACCAAGUACAUGAUGGGCUGCAAAGAGUGACAUAGAAACAUUCACUGAUGUUAUAUAGUCUGUAUUGGAAUUCACUGCAUGUGAUGGUCAUGGGCCGUGCAUUUAUAAUGUUUCGGAGUGUAUUUAGUUUAUUAUGAGUUUUGCAUGUGUGGAGGUAAUUUAUAUUAAAGUGUGAUACUAAAUGAACAAUUUUCCUAGGAAAUUUUGUGUUUAUUUCACUUUCUUCACAGUUGCUAGUCAGUUUUGAAUUUCUUGUUUUAGUGUUCAACUGAACACUAAGAUAAUAAAAUUUUCAGGCAAAUUGGGCAAUAGUUUACUUUUCACCUACAUUGAAAGUUUUUCAAAGUUCAUAUCAUUGAGUUUAUCCAGAAUAUAAAAAUAAGCAUACAAUUCAGAACAAAGCUAUUUCCUCCAUAUGCAAGCACAAUAAUUAAUUAUGGACCUGUCCCAAUGGAAUUUUUGAUGCCAAAUUCCAUAUUUGACUGCAGACAAGAAAUUACAUUGUGUGUAAUAUGAACGUGAUUUUUUCAACAUUAAAUACUGUUCCGCCAGCCUCAUCAAAUCACUUUCCCUAUGUCAGAAUUUGUUCCGUUGUUGAUAUUGAAAACCUGUUGAUGCAGUAUCAGUUUCAGAGACAUUGUGUGUCAAAGUUUGAUCAAAAUGUUAACAUCUCCCGUGCUUGUCCCUGCAGUGGUGUACCCAAUUUAAUACGAGAUUUAAAUUCUGAAGUAGAAGCCAUUCCGUAAAUUGGAUCAUGUAACUCGGUCUGUGUGAGACUGAUGUUAUCAGCUAGCAGAAAGCUGUGUGGACUACCCCCUCCAUUUCCGUGAUCGCCCGGUGACAGUGGGGUCUGCGUAGGUUCUUAUGCCUCUUGUUGCGUUAUAUAAUAUUUCUGUACAUUCUUUUAUUUCAGAACUCAGUUGGUAUACCAAAUGUUCUAAAAAAUUUUGUGAACACUUAAAUUUUGUGUGUUGUGUCUAUCAAUAGUGGAAUUAAGAUACCGCAAAAUUAUUGCCUUUGUUUCGUAAGACUUCCUUUUAAAGAAAUCCUUUAUAACAAACAUAUAAAAACUCAGUCCUUUCAGUUUUGUUGUAUAGAGGUUUUACUGUUUCGAACAUUACUGUUGCUAGUGCAGGAACACUGGGCUGAAGUGAAAUGAACUGAACAAGGCUCUGCUCAGAACUGACCUACGGUGUGGACUCACAGGUCUACACCUCUAAAGUAGGCUGCGCUGUUGCAUGCGUGCACUUUUCGCACUUAAGUAUCACAGUUAGUUUUGGGGUUCGACGAUAAAGUUCUGAGAAAUAAUUGAACUAUUGAAACAAUUUUUUUAAGUUAAAAUAUACAUAUGCAGUAGUUUAUUACUAAUCCAAAUAUAUUAGGGCGGAGACCUGUUCGGAUUAUUAUAUUUUUUGGAUUUGCCAAAUAAUUGCUGUAAUGCAACAGCAUAUAGUAAAAUACAUCUCUGUAAGCGUUAAGUUGUCACAGCCCAUCAAAAUUUUUACAAGCACAAAAUCACAAAACAUGUUAAUAAUUGGGUCAAGAUGUAAAAUAAUUUCAAAAAUACAUAAGAAAUAACUUUUUAAAAUUCUUAAUUUCAUGCUAAACUGUUCCAAUUAGACUGGUUUUGUAUUAGCGGACGCCCACUGUAGUUAAACUGAUUGAAUAGUUUAGUAAACCAAGCAAACCUAUUAAAAUGUGCAUGAGAUCAAAACUAUUAAUUCAAAAUCAACAUUUUUUUUAGCUUUAAGCAAUGUGUUACACUAAGUUUGGCUACACUGUCAGUUGGGCAGGUUAUAUACACAUACAAGUUUUGAAUUAGCAGCCUGCAAGUUAUAAUAUGUAGAUAAAUGGAUUCGCUGAAAUUUGUGUUAAAACACGCUUUUAAAUCUAUAUAAGACAAUGGUCAAUUUUUAUAAUUCAUAAAUAUUUGGUCUUUAUUAAAGAACUAAAGAAUAUUUUCAUGAACUUAUUUAAAGAAGUGAUGAAUUUAAAGAGUAAGGAGCAGUGUUUUUUAAGUAUAUAAUGUUGAAAUAAUUCUAGGUAUUUAUCUGUGUUUUUAUAUUCUGGUAGCAAAAUAAAGUGGAGGAAACAAUGUGAUAUGAGUGUGCAUAGAAUUUUACAUAGCAAAAUUUUAUGCAGUUUGUGUGUGACAAAAUUGGAAAACUUUUAAAAAUGUUCUGCAAGUAUUUAACAACAAUUUUGCUUUAAUGUUGUUUUGUUUUUGAUAAAGAGCAUGUUCAACCAAGAGUUUUUUUUAUAGUUACAGAACUUAAUAAUCUUUCAUUUCUAAUGCCAAAAAUGCAAUUGAAGGCUAUAUUUGUGUCCACAAAAACAUUUCCUUAACUAUAAUGUCCACAUGUUGGAUAUCUUAGCUAAUAGUAACUGUCUGUAUUCUGGAUAACCCUGGAAUUUUUUGUGUUUAAUGGAAUAUUGUAUGCGAUCUUCAUGUUGCAUGCUGCAUUUAUUCAUGUCUGAGCUAGAUACUUGUGACAGACAUACUUACUUUGCUUAUGAUAAAUUUUUGGAAAUUAAUACACCACCACAAUUGUAAUUUAUUUCUCUAAUUUUUCACUACCUCAUACCUGAAAUACAAAUAUUUAUACUUAAAUGUUUAAAACAUUUGUAAUUUACUUGUUUAAAAAUUAUCACCACAUUUCCAUUCGUAGAUUGUACUAUUUGUUUUAUUGCAAAAGUUAAUCACUGCUAAGUUUGUAUGUUAUUCAUAGAUUCUUUUAUUUCAUAUAAGUUAAGUUUGUACCAAAACAGAUUCUUUAAUAGUUUGUUAAGCAGUGGAUGUUAUUGUAUCCUUUUGAUUUUUGUAACAUUGGAUUGAAAUAAAUAGGUAUAUGAUCCAAAAUCAAAGGUUUUAUUUUGUCACUUCAGAUUCUUGUACAAGUUAAUAUAUUUUGCCAUCAGAGUCUGUAGUUCAGCAAUUAGCAAUCAUUAACUACAAUCAAAAUCACUAAUAAAAUUUGUAGAACAUUUAAUUAUGUAAGUAGUGCAUAAUUUUUAUUUUCUAUCAUUUUCAAUUUUCCCAUCUACUCAUUGUAAACAGAAAUUUUUUUUUCCAGUCGGUUGGUUUGUUGUUUACUAAAUUUUAGAUGUUCAGAAUUCUAGACAGGAAAAUAAUUUUCCAUCUCAAUCUGUGUGUGAAAACAUUUUCUAAAAUAAAAUGUGACAGAAUGGUGACGUGGUAAAUGUGUUUAUUAACGUAACCUAAAUAUGUGAUUGUUUUUUCACUUUUUACAUUAAAGCAUUAUUACUUAGUAAAGUUAACCAUAUAUUAUUGAGUACCACUGGAUAGGGUAAGAAUACUGUCCUCAAAUAAAUGUUACACUUUCACUUGACUUUUUCUUUGAUACUUGAAUGGGCUAAGUAGCGUGCGUGUAGUUGGUAGCAGUUAUAUGAUUGCUCCAAGAUCUUAUAAGGUCUAUGUACGUGGCUAAAAUUUUUUCUAUUAAGUAUUUCAUAUAGGGUACACUGUUUUACACAAAACUUCUGAAUAUAUUCAUAGUUUUCGCACAAAAAAAAAUUCAGGCUAUGCAGGCUGCCUACUUUACUUACUUAUUUAAUGACCAAAAUGGGUAUCUUCACACUGCUGUAUCUUAAAACCUUUCAACUCAGUAUCUAUAAAACCACCAAAGAUAUGUUCAUUAAACAUUGUUACACACUUUCUGAAAAGACUGUAUGCCCCACGGGCUGCCUUUUGACUGGGAACUUCAUGCAUGUGAUGGUUUUGCCCCUGGGGCUUUUUUUGCAGCUGUAAAGAAAAUAGCAAUGGUACCUUAUAAUUUCAGGUAGAUGGGCACCAUAAUGCAGUGCUACAGAAGUAUUUUUUCUUUGAGGCGGGUGGCGAGACUAGUUGUGACCAAGGAUGGAUCUAGCCUCUGUUUCUCUUGGGGCAGAACUUGUGAUAAGUGCCCUCUUUCCCCCACCCCCCUCAAAAAAAAAAUAAAAAACUAUAAAUGUACCAGGCAUAAUUGGUUUUGCAUGCCGUGCAAACACACUAGAAACUGAGACUGAGAACUAAAGAUCUCCAUUGAAAAAAUGAUUGUUGAUAAUGGGUAAAAUCAAAAUAAGGGUAGAUAUUGGAUGAUUGUUUUUUUAUGUUCACCUUUUAAUUCACACUUUUUUGUAAUCCACAAAACUUUGGAUGGCUCGUCCUGCAUCCCCUGUAACCCAACGCCCGUGGGCAAGCUGCCCCUCCUCCCCCCUCACCAUUCAAACUAGGUAGUAAUUGGAUAGCAAAACAAAUUGUAGCUGUAUGAAGGCUGAUCUAUAAAUAAAAAUGACUGUUUGUUUAUUUGUCUCCCAUUCAUCCAAUUGCGAUGAAACUUUGGUGAGUUGUUCCAUGUGUAUGCCCGUGAAGGUUUCUGAGUUAGUACAACCAUUUUACAAUAGGUGGUAUGCAAAUUGUUUCAACAAAUGUGUGUAUUUCAUAUAUUCAUAUAGUUGAGCAGCAGUUUGUGUACGUUUGGUGUUUUUGGUGUAUGAGUGCGCACACAUUACAGAAUUCUAAAUGAAUCAAAUGCAAACAGCAAACAAUUCACAAAAUUGAAUUGAAUCAAAUACAAACAGCGACA